AUGGAAAAUGUUAGCAUUACCUUUGAACUUAGCCUGGAUCCCUUUUUUAUUCCAGAUGGGGCAAGGUAUCCCAUAUUUUUCUUUGGGCUAGUGAUAUACCUGUUUUGUAUAUCUUGCAACCUGACUCUGCUUGGACUCAUUAUAGCGAGGAGAAACCUUCACAAGCCAAUGUAUUUCAUUUUGUUCAGUCUACCAUUUAAUGACCUUGUAGGGAUCACUGCAAUGCUACCCAAAGUCCUGUCGGAUAUCUUAACAGAUAGACAUACAGUUUAUUAUCCUCUGUGUGUUCUUCAAGGCUUUUUACUUCACAUGUAUGGUGGCGGAGUUCUUUUCAUCUUAGCAGCAAUGGCCUUUGAUCGAUAUAUUGCGAUUUGUUCUCCAUUACGGUACAAUUCACUCAUGACACCCAGAGUGGUGGUAGCAAUUAUUGCAAUUGUUUGGGCUCUGGAUUUUGUUUUCAUAUUUACAAUAUUUGUACUCCAGGCCAGGCUACCUCGAUGCAAAUCUAAACUGAUGAACGUGUUCUGUGACAAUCCCUCACUUCUCAAGAUGACAUGUGGUAAUACUUUUAUUAACAACAUUACUGGCUUGUUUAACACUGCUCUCAUGCAAAUAAUAAGUAUAUCUGUCCAAGCGGUCUCCUAUGUCAAGAUAUUGAUUGCUUGUCUGGUUACAAGGCAAAAUGAAGCAAGAAGCAAGGCUAUCAACACCUGUGUGGCACAACUGGUUAUAUUCUUCACUUUUGAACUCACAAGUACUUUUACAAUUUUAUCACAUAGGUUUCAAAAUGUUUCACCUGAUUUACAGAAGAUUAUGGAAAUCUGUUUGAAGAGUGUGUUUUUAUAUCUACAUCUUUUCUUUUUUUUUAAUAGGAUGAAUGUUAUACCUUUGGAAAGAUUGUCAUGUAAUGUUUAA
Messenger RNA from Alosa sapidissima (American shad), 915 nucleotides. RefSeq names its product olfactory receptor 52B2-like. Gene Ontology annotation, molecular function: olfactory receptor activity. Gene Ontology annotation, biological process: G protein-coupled receptor signaling pathway. Bases 1 to 915 code for a protein of 304 amino acids. Gene Ontology annotation, cellular component: membrane. The transcript is spliced from 2 exons. NCBI's taxonomy places the organism in Eukaryota, Metazoa, Chordata, Actinopteri, Clupeiformes, Clupeidae. The record is from RefSeq and is a predicted model, not a curated record.